Paraphaeosphaeria sporulosa is the source of this 1324-nucleotide messenger RNA. RefSeq lists its product as uncharacterized. NCBI's taxonomy places the organism in Eukaryota, Fungi, Ascomycota, Dothideomycetes, Pleosporales, Didymosphaeriaceae. Bases 168 to 1049 code for a protein of 293 amino acids. The transcript has a single exon. Gene Ontology annotation, biological process: nucleoside phosphate metabolic process; ribose phosphate metabolic process. The record is from RefSeq and is a predicted model, not a curated record. Gene Ontology annotation, molecular function: ADP-glucose pyrophosphatase activity; ADP-ribose pyrophosphatase activity.
CCACCUCGUGUCCGCCGUCCCUGCUGCGCCUCCGUCCCAGCAAUGACAAAAUGCUGCGGCCUGGAAUGCAUCCAUCCUUAAGCAAUUCAGAUGACAGCUAGCUGAUCUCUAUGGGCUGUCUAUCACUUUUUCGCAAAGAACGUCGGGCCACCACUCACCCUUCCAACAUGUCCAAACAGUUUACGCUCUCAGACUGGAAUGAUAUUCCGGUAGUAGUGGGACUGGGUGUCGACAAUAUUGACCUCGAUGAAAAGAAACUGCUCAAAUUUCCGGCCUUCAACGGCUGGCAAAAAACACUGAGGGAAAAUUUGGAGCGACAAAAAAGACCUGGACAAGUGUACUCUACAGACCCAUGGCGAUUGGAAAAAGUCAUGAUCCAUCAUGUCACUCUAUUCGGCGAGAACAUUGGAUUUAUGACCAUUGAAGCUUUUCUCCGCAAGGGCGAUGGCCAGGCGCUGGAAAACAGAUUGGACAGGGUUAUUUUCCUACGAGGCGGCAGCGUAGCUGUGCUUAUGAUAUUACGACCAAAGGAUAACCGGAACGAACGAUAUGUGAUCCUGACAGACCAACCCAGGUUAGGAGCAUGCAGUACAACCUUUCUCGAAAUCCCAGCGGGUAUGCUAGACGAAGAAACCCGAAACAUCAAAGGCAAGGCUAUCCAAGAAAUAGAGGAAGAAACGAACCUACAGGUCCGCGCAGACGAGCUGAUCAACCUCACCGAGUUGGCAUUGCGGCAGUCUAAGGCUGUAGAGGACUUGCAACAGGCGAUUUAUAUGAGUCCUGCUAAUCUGGACGAAUUUAUUCCCUUGCUUCUGUGGGAGAAAGAGUUGGACCGCAAGGAUAUCAUGAGCAUGAGAUCUCAACUUGGAGGCGAGCGAACACAAGGCGAGUUGAUCACUAUUCGUGUAACUGAAUACGAUACUCUGUGGAGAGAAGGUGCACGUGAUGCGAAGACGUUGUCAGCAUGGGCGCUUUAUGAAGGUCUCAACCGGACGGGAGUGAUUGAGAAAGAGUUGCAGAGGAUACGGUCUGUAAAUUUCGAUAAAUAAUGGCGCACAGAAGUCGAACUGGAAGGGUUAAGGCGUUAUUAUCUUUCAUCUUGAUGUAUUGAUCUAGCCAUCCAAGGAAAUUUCAAGUGCCUGCUACUCUGGACAUCUGUUCACAGCUCUCAGCGAAGGUUCAGGUAGAGCUAGGUUUUGUCGUGUCGUUGCCCUUAGCGCAAUAUCCUUAUGGAGGGAGUCAUGGACUUUAGCUUUAUGGAAUAUCGACUUCAUCGCAAGCUCCCGAUCCUCCGACUAGAAUGAGAGAACAGUUCUGACAGGAC